Molecule: messenger RNA, 1506 nt
Organism: Colletotrichum chrysophilum
Lineage: Eukaryota; Fungi; Ascomycota; Sordariomycetes; Glomerellales; Glomerellaceae
Exons: 4
Coding region: 1-1506 (501 amino acids)
Biological process (GO): DNA replication, synthesis of primer
Cellular component (GO): alpha DNA polymerase:primase complex
Source: RefSeq, a predicted model, not a curated record
AUGUUGAAACAAGACUACAACCGGAUCGACCCCAAGCGGCGUAAUGUCCUCGACCAUCGCAAGAAGCAGUUCGCGUCGCCCACGUACAAGGAGGCCGAGUACCCCCACCGCCUCAACUUCUACGCCGAUGCGCCCACGGCAGACAUCACCCUCGAGCAGUUUGAACAAUGGGCCAUUGACCGCCUAAGGAUCCUCGCCGAGCUCGAAGCCUGCGCCUUCCGCAACAAGUCUCCCCAAGAAGUCGCGAACCACAUGAAGCCGCUGCUCGACAAGUACCUUCCCCUCGAAUCGAACAUGUCACACUCGCCGAAGCUCUUCUCCCAACGCCAAAAAGACCACUACAGCCACUUUAUCCUGCGCCUGGCCUUCUCGAGGACAGAAGACCUCCGCCGCCGCUUCGUCCGUGUAGAGACCAUGCUCUUCCGCCUGCGGCUAAACAGCGACGACCUGAGGGAGCGUACUGCCUUCGUCAAAAGUCUGAGUCUCGACUGGUGGGAGACUGUCACGGAAGAGGAGAAGACAAUGUACGCUCAAGAGCUGAAGUCCAUGUCACGCACGCGAGGCGCCAACGCCAUGGAGGACGACGACUGGUUCAAGGUCGACUGGGACCGUGUACCGGAACUCGUGGAGCAGCGCAAGGUGUUUUUGAAGAAGGGCAAGGCAUUCGUACCAGGGAGAGAACAGGCCAGCAUGGUCGUUGGCGAAUUCGUCUCCAGGUUGGAGAGGCAGCUGGAGCUCACGGCCCGCGCGCUCCCCCGUCUCGACGAGGACGACCGCCUCACUCCAAUCCUCGAUCACCUCUCCAAGAACUUCAUCACCCCCGACAGCUCCUACAGCUCCAACACGGGAGCCCCCGUCGGCGCCGAGAUCACCGCCCGCAACAUCGACAACCUGGCCCAACACUUCCCGGCCUGCAUGUCCCACCUGCACCGCUCUCUUCGCCGCGAUGCCCACCUCAAACACUACGGCCGUCUGCAGUACACCCUGUUCCUCAAGGGUAUCGGCCUGAAUCUCGAGGAGUGCCUGGUCUUCUGGCGCCAGGGCUUCCGCAACAUCACCGACGAUACGUUCAACAAGGAAUACCGCUACAACGUGCGGCACGUCUACGGCGACGUCGGAGGCGACUCGAACCGCCGCGGCGGCGGCUACAGCCCAUUCAGCUGCCAAAAGAUUCUGACCGAGCACCCUCCCGGCCCAGGCGAGGCCCACGGCUGCCCCUACCGCCACUUUAACCUCGAGAACCUCACGACGCUGGUACAAGCCAUGGGCGUGAGCGACCGGGCCACUUUGAACGGAGUCAAGGAGGAUAAAGAAAACCAAAAGUUUCACAUGGCGUGUAAUCGCGUGUUCGAGCACCUUCACAAGCAGGAACUCAAAAAGGCAAAAGACGAGGGCGUCUUCACUUCUGCACAACUCGAGACCAUUGUGCACCCUAACGAAUACUUUAAGCGCAGCUACCUGCUCAAGAACCUCGACAAGCAGGCGGACGUCAAGAUGGAGGAGUGA